CUUGUUGUCUAACGCGUCUUGUUCCCCACCGCCAUCUCUUUUCACCAAUCUCUGCUCCUGGGCGCUAUCAUUUGAAUGCCUCGUAAAGCAGCGGCACCUGCAGAUGGCGAAACGGCCGCUGAGCCUCGUCGCUCUUCUCGUAUCAAGGAACUUCCCAAGGCUGAGGUUGAAGAGAAAAAGGUCACUAAACCCCGUGCAAAGAAGGACAGCGAGGAAGACAAACCCAAACGGGGGAGGAAGCGCAAGGAAGCUCCUUCCGCUGAAGAUGGUGAGAAUGGUGCACCUGCGGACGAUGGAGAACCUCCCGCAAAGAAGGCUAAGCCAGCAUCUAAGGCUCCUACUUCUAAGCCUGCCUCCAAAGCCUCUGUGAAACCCGCGUCCAAGGUCGCCAAACCCUCCAGCAAGGCGUCCGCGAAGCCGGUCAGCAGAGCCUCUGUCAAACCAGCCAGCAAAGCUUCUGUCAAGCCGGCGAGCAAGGCCUCUGUGAAGCCCGCCAGUAAGGCCUCUGUGAAGCCCGCGAGCACGGCUUCCGUCAAGCCGGCCUCUCGGGCUGGUUCCAAGAAACCUGUAUCCAAGGCUGACGCCGAAGCCCCCUCCGCUGCUGCCCCUGCUGUCGAGGAAACCAUUGCAGAAGAGCCAGAAGCCGAGGCCGAAGCUGCGGCUGAGACUGAAGCUGCUGUCGAGGCUUGAUCAAUCAUGCAAUCACCAACUGCUUUGCUCUGCUGUCGUUUUUAUCUUAUCUAUGUGCAAUCUACAUGACCAGCAUCCUCUGCGCUGGCUGCUUGUACGUUGUAUGUGUGUAUAUCUCUCCUCUUCUUCAUUUACCUACGCGGAGCGGUCUGGUGCCCAUUUCCACUGGCGAUCUGUUGUAUGUAUCUUUCCCGACUUGUUAUCUCCCUCUCGACUGUAAUGUUCGGGAGUAGUACAUGUACUACUUGACGCACAUUGUCUCUUGAAUAUGAUUGUGUUACGGUACCAA
This is a messenger RNA of Mycena citricolor, 979 nucleotides long. NCBI's taxonomy places the organism in Eukaryota, Fungi, Basidiomycota, Agaricomycetes, Agaricales, Mycenaceae. The record is from the annotation of a GenBank genome assembly.